GGGUUUUGGGUAGAAAUGGAAAGAACAGAAACCAUUUCUUUGGUCUUAGCCUUUCACGCUAAUUAAAGCGAUCAAAAAGCUGCACCGCCAGGAAUUCAAACUCGUGAUGGUCAUGAGAGCUCAGUAGUCCUAAGGAGGAAAUUUAAAAAAAAGUAAAAAAGAGAUAGAGGAGGAAGGAAAUCUGGUUAUGCCUUAGCACUCAGCCAGAGUCUGUAAGAAAGGUGUGAUCUGAACCAAACAAGAUGCCCAGGGGACAGCACUACCUAGAUGGCAACUUUGCUCGAGGGAAGGGACCCACCUCUCUUUCAGCGGAAGAGGCUGCAGGCAUUGGAAUUCUUGUUGUGAUUCUUACAGCUUUGCUGAUUAUUGGCUGUUGGUAUUACAAAAAGCGCAAUGGUUAUAGAAGCCUUCUGAGUAAGAAUUUUGGAGGGACCACUGGAAGGAUCUCGGAAGGCAAAAGUGGUUUGUUGGGCUCCAAAUUGCCCUUGCAGGAAUACAACAGCAACAGAAGCCAUGUGGUGCCUGAUGCCCCACCGGCCUAUGACAAAAUAUCCACCACCCUUUUGCCACUGCCAUAUGCACCAUGAAGCAGGAACCAUUAAAUCCAGUGCUUGAACGAUGACACACACCAUCUUUAAUUUUUAGCCACACCUCUCGAAAAAUAAUGCAUGCUGUUGCAAAUGUUUCUAGAAGCCAUUACUGCUUAAGAAAACGCGGCUGUUCCCAAUUGUAUGAGAUACCUGGGAUGCGGAUGCCUUUGUACCUGCGUUCCCAGUUGCCUUGAGUCCUUCAGUGUAAGAGAUGCUGUGAUAUAUUUUAUUCCAGGAGCUA
Messenger RNA from Lacerta agilis (Sand lizard), 831 nucleotides. It is a transcript of the gene MLANA, whose product is annotated as melan-A. NCBI's taxonomy places the organism in Eukaryota, Metazoa, Chordata, Lepidosauria, Squamata, Lacertidae. Bases 243 to 587 code for a protein of 114 amino acids. The record is from RefSeq and is a predicted model, not a curated record. The transcript is spliced from 5 exons. Gene Ontology annotation, cellular component: trans-Golgi network; melanosome; endoplasmic reticulum membrane.